AUGUCAUCAAAGAAAGAGCUCCCAACGGACCAGCGGUUCAGCCGGGUCACCAAGGAUCCCAGAUUUUGGGAGAUGCCCGAAAAGGAGAAGAAAAUAAAAAUCGACAAGCGCUUUCAAUCGAUGUUCCACGACAAAAGGUUCAGUGUAAACUAUACGGUGGAUAAACGAGGACGGCCUAUAAACCACAAUACCAAAGACGACCUAAGGCGCUUCUAUGAUCUCUCGAGUGAUGAAGAACUUUCUGAAGAAGAAGCCGAGACCAAGAAAGGGAAACAAAAGGCUAAGCUAAAACAGAAACCCAGUGCAGAACCCAGCAAGACGUCUGGAAAAGGCCAGAAAGAAAAGAAAAAGGUUAAGGCAAGCAGUGAGCCAGGUAACAGUGCUGCCAGUAAAAUGGUCAAAGAGAAUAAGUUAUGCCAAGGAAAAAACAAGAAAAAACCUGAAUGCCUUGAGACCGAAAAGAAAACCACAACGAAGAUUGCAGCGGCCAAGAAAUCUGUUAAAGAGAUGGAACAGGAGGAAUCUGAAGAAUCAGGACUUGACGUUGAGAGUGAUGAGGACAACAAAAUUGAAAUUCAUUCUGGUGAAGAGGAUUCUGAAAUAAGUGACGUUGGCCUAAAAGAUGAGGAAGAUGAGGAGGAGAGUGAAGAUGAUGACGAGGAGGAUGAUUCACAAGGUGACGACUCUGAAGAGGAGAAAGAGGAUGAUGCUAUCUCAGGCGAGGAAGAGGAUAGUGAUAGUGGUCCAGAUUUGGCCAGAGGGAAAGGGAACAUUGAAACAAGUUCUGAAGAUGAGGAUGACGAUGAUGAUGAUGUCGAUAUGGCUGACACAGCAAAUAAGGAUACAGAAAUUGAACAUGACUGGAGAGAAAUGGAUAAAGACGCACCUCGGGGAGACCAGGUAACCAGAAGGCUGGCUGUGUGCAAUAUGGACUGGGACAGGCUGAAGGCUAAAGACCUACUUGCACUCUUUAACUCCUUUAAGCCCAAAGGAGGAAUUGUUUUCUCUGUAAAGAUUUAUCCUUCAGAGUUUGGAAAGAAAAAACUGAAGGAAGAAGAACUUCACGGACCCUCGGAAUUGAAGAAUGUUUCAGAGGACGUUGCAGAAAAUCAGGGCAUUUAUAAGGAGAAGUUACGUGAAUAUCAAUUCAAUCGACUGAAGUACUUCUAUGCCGUUGUAGACUGUGACUCCCCAGAGACGGCCAAUAAAAUCUACGCGGAUUGCGAUGGCUUGGAGUUCGAAAGUAGCUGCUCUUUUGUGGAUCUCAGGUUUAUUCCUGAUGAUGUACAAUUUGAUGAUGAGCCCAAGGACUCGGCUGUAGAUGUGGAUCUCUCUGCUUACAAACCCAAGUUAUUUACCUCUGUAGCCAAUGUAACAUCCAAGGUAGACCUGACUUGGGACGAGACUGAUCAGGAAAGGGUUACGGCUUUAAACAGACCGUUCAAUAAGAAUGAGAUGCUUGACAUGGAUUUUGAGGCAUAUUUGGCAUCUUCUAGUGAAGAAGAAGAAGAGGAACUCUCAGCAGAAAAUGUGGAGAUAGAAGAUGGGAAGUCUAAAAAAGGGCCAAAGGAUGAUGAAGACCAGAUUGCUCGUUACAGGGAGCUGCUUAAGGACAUCCAGGAAAAAGAGAAGAAGCAGGAGGACAAGGAUGUGGAAAUGGAAGUUAAAUGGGUCCCAGGCCUCAAGGAAAGUGCUGAACAGAUGGUUAAAAACAAACUAGAGGGCACUGAUCAGCUAACGCCAUGGGAAAAAUACUUGCAGAAACAGAAAGAGAAAAGGAAAAUAAAGAAGAGGAAAAAGGGGAGCAUAGAAGAAAAAGAAGAAGAUGAUGAUGAUGAUGAGAAAGAAGAUGAGAUACCAUCUGAUGUUGAUUUCAGUGAUCCUUUCUUUUCUGAGGAAUUGAACAAACCAGGUAUGAAGAAGAAAUUUACAGCUGGAAAGAAUGAACAGGCAUCUUCUGAUGAUGAGGAAGAAAAAGAAAAGCGGAAAGCAGAGAUGGCACUACUCAUGAUGGACGAUGUAGAAGAUGAUCGGAAGCAUUUCAACUAUGAUAAGAUUGUGGAGCAGCAGAAUCUGAGCCGCAGCAAGAAGAAAAGGCUGAAGAAGAAGGAAGACUUGGUAGAAGACAACUUCCAGAUCAAUGUUGACGAUUCAAGAUUCAACGCCAUGUACACCUCUCAUCUAUACAACUUGGAUCCUUCAGAUUCCAACUUCAAGAAGACAAAAGCAACGGAAAGAGUUUUGGAAGAAAAAGCUAGAAGAAGAGAGCAAGAGCAGAAAGACCACACGGAGACAGUAAAGACACAAUGGACAGGACAGAAAACGGGAACAUCUGCUGCGAAAAAGGACCCAUCCCUUUCCUUACUGCUGAAGUCUGUCAAGAGCAAAACCCAGCAAUUCCAGGCUUCAAAAAAGCAAAAAACAAAAUAGCUGUGCAAUAUACAUAACACUCAGCGUCUGCAAACAGCGUGGGGCUGCAGAUUAGACUGACAGUCCAAACAGGCCUCCCUGUGUAUAUAGCAGCACAUAAAUAAAUCUUUUUUUAUUAAAGAGAGUAUUACAGCGAUAACGGAAGAGCCACCUCAGAGAUUUGCAGUGGGUUGCAUAUGGAAUGCCAACACAAAAUAUGUUCAACCUGCUUAAUUAUGCAGUUGUUUAUGUAAAUGAUAUGCAUCUGAGGUACAAAUGCAACUGUAUAUUUUUCAUAAUCGCUAAGGAACAUAGAAGAGAAACAUCAUGAAAGAAGUGUUAUGCGUGAUUUGUAAAUCUCCCCCACAGACUGUUAAAACAUGAAAUAUACAAUGUUUACUAAAACGUAUGCGUCUGAUGCUU
This is a messenger RNA of Rana temporaria (common frog), 2832 nucleotides long. RefSeq names its product ESF1 nucleolar pre-rRNA processing protein homolog (gene ESF1). Gene Ontology annotation, cellular component: nucleus. Gene Ontology annotation, biological process: rRNA processing. The transcript has 13 exons. Gene Ontology annotation, molecular function: RNA binding. Bases 1 to 2430 code for a protein of 809 amino acids. NCBI's taxonomy places the organism in Eukaryota, Metazoa, Chordata, Amphibia, Anura, Ranidae. The record is from RefSeq and is a predicted model, not a curated record.